Molecule: messenger RNA, 4828 nt
Organism: Danio rerio (zebrafish)
Lineage: Eukaryota; Metazoa; Chordata; Actinopteri; Cypriniformes; Danionidae
Source: RefSeq, a predicted model, not a curated record
GCGCCACAGCCAGCCCUCAGUGUGUGUCUACCGGUGAAUGAGAGAAGACGGAGGAAAAUAAACUGCAGAUUGGUUCAGCAGAAACCGUGAGCAGGUCUCCAUGGCCCAGUUCGGGGGGCAGAAGAACCCUCCAUGGGCGGCCCAGUUUGCGGCAACAGCGGUAUCACAGCCUGGCCACACGGGACAGUCCCUGGACCUAAACAGCUUACAUUCAUUAGGAGUGCAGCAGCAGUCUCUUCUGGGAGCGUCUCCUAUGUACACUCAGCAGUCGGCUUUAGCUGCAGCCUCCCUCAACUCACAGUCAGCUGCCAACUAUCAGCUCUCUCAGCAGACCGCAGCGCUCCAGCAGCAGGCCGCCGCUGCCGCUGCCGCAGCAGCAUUACAGCAGUCGCAGAUCAAUUCAGCCCUGCAGCAGUAUCAACAGCAGCAGCAGCAACAACAGCAGCCACCUCAAGCCCCCCCGCCACAACCUCCACCCCAACAAACACUCUACAAUGUCCCACAUCAGCUUCCACAACCCCAGCAAGCGCUGCUAUCACAGCCCCCUGUCGCUUUGCCCACCAGUCUGAGCCUGUCCAACCCUCAGCAGACGGCACAGAUAACGGUGUCAUACCCGACCCCUCGCUCCAGCCACCAGCAGCAGACGCAACCCCAAAAACAGCGUGUUUUUACUGGGGUCGUCAGCAAGCUGCAUGACACUUUCGGCUUUGUUGAUGAGGAUGUCUUCUUCCAGCUCAGUGCGGUCAAGGGGAAAACACCCCAAGUCGGUGACCGUGUCCUGGUGGAGGCCGUCUACAAUCCCAACAUGCCUUUCAAAUGGAACGCUCAGCGCAUUCAAACCUUACCUCAGCUCCCCAACCAAACGCACCAGCCGCCUCAGCCCUUACCUCAGGUUUCCCCACAGCUGUCCAGCUUUUACACUGACGCAGGAAUGCAACGCUACUCUGAUUUACACUCGGCGGUGGAUUCAAGACAAAAUAGCCAGCCACAAGUCCCGAAUAUGAUGAAACCAGGUCCCACCAUGCUUCAGUCUCUACCCCCACCCACCACAUUCAGUGUCCCAGCACAGGGGCCUCCUCCAUCUCUCCUGCAGGCCCAGCUCUCCGCUGCAUCUCUGGCUCCUCUCCUGCAGAACCCACCGCAGCCACUGCUGCCCCAGCCACCCCCUAAAGAUUCUGUGUUUUCUGGAGGUUUGCUGCAGCCUCCAGUGCGGAUGAUGCCUCAGCCUCAGCAGGUGAGGCGUGUCGAGCCCUCGCCCCGCUUCCCCAACCGCAGUGACCGGCCAGAGCUCAUCCUAAGGAAAGAUGAUCGCAGGUCAGCACUCAAACAUACACCAGACUCUCAGUGCUUCUCAAGACGGAGUCGUGAAAGAGAGAGAGAGAGAAGACGAUCGAGAGAACGCUCACCCAUGCGGAAACGCUCUAGAGAUCGCUCUCCUCGGCGAGAACGUUCACCAAGACGGCCACGCAGAGUUGUUCCAAGAUAUACUGUGCAGUUCUCCAAAUUCUCUCUCGAUGGAUACAAUUGUGAUAUGAUGGAGUUGCGGCGGAGGUAUCAGAGCCUCUACAUCCCUAGUGACUUCUUUAACGCUGUGUUUACUUGGGUGGAUGCCUUCCCCUUAUCAAGACCUUUUACUUUCGGAAACUACUGUAACUUCCACAUCAUGCAUAAAGAGGUGGACUCGUUGGUCAAAAACACAGCAGUGCUGGACCCGCCUGAUGCCAAUCACACCUACAGUGCAAAGGUGAUGCUGUUGGCCAACCCCAGUCUAGAUGAGCUGUAUCAUAAGUCAUGUGCUCUGUCAGAAGAUCCAGCCGAGCUCAGAGACUCGUUCCAGCACCCUGCCCGCCUCAUCAAGUUCCUGGUGGGGAUGCGGGGCAAGGACGAGGCCAUGGCCAUCGGGGGUCACUGGUCUCCCUCUUUGGAUGGGGCCGACCCAGAACACGAUGCCUCAGUCCUUAUAAAGACAGCUGUACGUUGUUGUAAGGCUCUGACAGGCAUUGAUCUGAGUUUAUGCACCCAGUGGUAUCGUUUUGCAGAGAUACGCUAUCACCGCCCUGAGGAGACUCACAAAGGGCGGACAGUCCCCGCACAUGUGGAGACAGUGGUUUUAUUUCUCCCGGAUGUUUGGCAUUGUCUUCCUACCCGCUCAGAGUGGGAGGAGCUGUCGCGUGGACUCAAGGAGCAGCUGGCAGAGAAACUCUUGGCUGAACGGAAGGAGGCUGAUGGAGAACAGGAGGAGGAGGAUAAGGAUGAAGAUGAUUCAAAGGAAGUCACUACACCAACUCACUGGUCUAAACUUGAUCCUAAAUCUAUGAAGGUCAGUGAUUUGCGUAAGGAGUUGGAGAGCCGUUCACUGAGCUCCAAAGGGCUGAAGUCGCAGCUGAUUGCUCGCCUCACCAAGCAGCUGAAGGUGGAGGAGCAGGUAGAGGAGUCAAAGGAGCCUGAGAAGCCUGAACCUCCUAGUGUGGAGGAGGACGAGUCCUGCAGGCUGGAGGAUGACCGAGAGGAGGAGGAGCGGAAGCGUCAAGAGGAGCAGGAACGCCAGCGCAGAGAGAGACGUUAUGUUCUGCCAGAUGAGCCUACCAUUAUUGUACACCCCAACUGGGCUGCCAAAAAUGGCAAAUUUGACUGCAGCAUCAUGUCCUUGAGUGUGCUGCUGGACUACCGGCUGGAGGAUAAUAAAGAGCACUCUUUUGAGGUGUCAUUGUUUGCUGAAUUGUUCAACGAAAUGCUUCAACGAGACUUCGGCUACAGGAUUUACAAAGCUCUCGCUUCUCUUCCAACCAAGGAUGAGAAGAAGGACAAAAAAGAGAGAGCUAAAAAAGAGGCCGAAAGAAGGGAUAUAAAGAAAGAAAGAGAUGAAGACAAUGGAGAGCCGGUCGCAAAGAGAAUAAGAGAGGAAGAUGACAAGAGGAAGGAUGAGGAAAAGGAGAGAGGAAUAAAGAGAGAAGAAUCCAAAGAUGACGACGAUAAUGAAGAUGGAAGCAGCAACAACAAUGCAGAUGAAUACGAUCCUUUGGAGGCAGAAGAUGCAGACGAUUAUGAUGACGAUGAUAAAGAUGAUGAAGACUCGAAUGGCCGGGACAGAAGAGACGACCGACGAGACGACCGGAAGUCUAAAGACAGGUCAUCUAAAGAUAAAGACGAGAAGAAAAGGCAGAUGGUGACGUUCAACAAGGAUCUGCUGAUGGCCUUUGUGUACUUCGACCAGAGUCACUGCGGGUACCUGCUGGAGAAGGACUUGGAGGAGAUCAUGUACACACUGGGCCUGCAUCUGUCCAGAGCUCAGGUGAAGAAGUUGUUAAACAAACCUUUGGUUAAAGAGUCGUGCCAUUAUCGAAAGCUGACGGACAGGCCUAAAGAUGAGCCUUGCCCCGCACUGAUCUCUGAGGCUCACAUAGACAACCUUUUAGGUAACCAGAUUUUACUGACCAGCCAGAAGAUCAAGCGAGAGCCAGAUGAGAGCGGUGAGUCAGGGAGUCUAAUCGUCUACAAGGGAGCUCUGGUGGAUGUGGGAAGUAUGAUGCAGAAGCUGGAGAAGAGCGAGAAAACACGAGAGGACAUUGAGCAAAAGCUCAUGCAGCAAGAUGUUAAAAUGGAGGAGGAUUCAAAGCAUUUAUCAGAGCUAGAAGCUGCUAACAGGAGCCUUCAAAAGGAGCUGGACGAUGUAAAGAACACCCUGAGGGAGACGGAGAGCAAACUGACAGCCUCAGACCAGCGCAAGGGCAGAUUUGAGCAGCAGCUCCACAGCACAGUGUCCAGCCUCGACACCAUCAAGAAGGAGCUGCAGGGGGUUUUAGCAAACAAUGACCAUUCAGAAGACGCAGACCACAAAACUCAAGCUAAUGGCUCGGAUGAGUGAACUCCCCUCUCCAGUUCAUCCACAUUUAAUCUCCUUUCAGAUAUGUAAAUAAGUGGAACGCUAACACAAUUACGAAGCUAAUUAAAUGUAGAUUUUUUUUUCCGAUUGUGUACAAAGUUUUAAUGAGCGUGGAGGCGAACUCCCAGUUUUUUCAGAAAUCUGUAUUUAAAAGUAAUCGAUUUCAUCAGAAUCGAACUAUUGAAUUUAACAGGUUCACGUUAAAAUAGAUUGUUUGAUUUGUGUAUGUUUUGGUUACUUGCCAGUUUAAGUCAUUUUAACGUUGCGCUAUCAGCAUAUUUCCUCGUGAAAUGACACAUGACUUGUGCCAGUACGCAGACUUAAUUUAGCAAUAAAAUUGUUAUUUAUGUUUAAAUGCAACUGUGUUUAGAAACAGCGAUUGGGAUUGUAUUAAUGUCUAUGAGGAGCUGCUUUCUGAUCCAUUUCACUGAUCGACUGACAUGUUUUUGUGUUGGGUCACACCUGCGCAUGCAUCUUAAUAAGCAAAUGCAUAUCAGCUUGAUUCCUGACUCGUUUUUUUUAUAGAUUGUUUGUUGAGUGUAAUUCUUCCAGGUUAUGUUUGCUUGAAUGGGGUUGUGUUUAUUUUGUUAAUACAAACAAAACCAAGGCAGUUAAUGUUCGUUCUGGGUCUUGGACUUUAUAUAAGUGCGACUGUAAUAUGUGAGAAUAGCGUGACUCAGAUACUAUGUGAUUUAUUUUUAGUAGUUUGUUAUUCUGGAAUUGUUUUGAAGGCAAUGAAUUCAGUUUUGUACGUUUUUCCUGUUUUUGGCCCACUUAGGAGGAUGGGAUUGAUUACAGUGUUUGAUUUCGGUUGGUGGAAAAGAGCCAAAACUUGGGAAAUUUGAGCCCAAAGCAACCAAGUGCACAUAAUUUUUUUAUUCUGGAUGUACUCUCUGGUUGUUCUGGAUAAAGGAAACAAAUAAAAAGUGGUUUGUUUUAACAUUU